Messenger RNA from Equus caballus (horse), 406 nucleotides. RefSeq names its product Paneth cell-specific alpha-defensin 36L (gene DEFA36L). Gene Ontology annotation, biological process: defense response to Gram-positive bacterium; cellular response to lipopolysaccharide; antibacterial humoral response. Lineage: Eukaryota; Metazoa; Chordata; Mammalia; Perissodactyla; Equidae. The record is from RefSeq and is marked provisional. Gene Ontology annotation, cellular component: extracellular matrix.
AUGAGGACCCUCGCCCUCCUCGCAGCUCUUCUCCUCUUGGUCUUCCAGGCCCAGGCUAAGCCCCUGGGAGAGAAAGAUGACCAGGUUCCAGCCCGGGACGAGCCUGGGGCCAAGGUUCCGGACACGAUCAUCUCCUUUGAGGGGGAUGAACGCGCCACUCGACAGGUUUCAGGCCAUAAGAAACCAAAGUUGUGUGUCUGCCGAGUCCUACCCUGCUUCUGUUUGUGAGCACCAGUCUGGGACCUGCACCGGUACCUUCUCUGGUGACCCCUGCAGGCUUUGCUGUCAUCCCUGAGCUUUGUGGAUUAAAACCCAAAGCUACAUUUGAAGACCCGAAAAGGGUUUUCUCUUUGUACUUUGUACCUUUUUCUUAUUUCUUUCUCCAAAAUAAACUUUAAGCAUUGAA